Maniola jurtina (meadow brown) is the source of this 3033-nucleotide messenger RNA. RefSeq names its product bifunctional coenzyme A synthase (gene Ppat-Dpck). Gene Ontology annotation, biological process: coenzyme A biosynthetic process. NCBI's taxonomy places the organism in Eukaryota, Metazoa, Arthropoda, Insecta, Lepidoptera, Nymphalidae. The record is from RefSeq and is a predicted model, not a curated record. Bases 146 to 1801 code for a protein of 551 amino acids. The transcript has 10 exons. Gene Ontology annotation, molecular function: dephospho-CoA kinase activity; ATP binding.
GCUAGAACUUUACAAAAAAAAGCCGUAUUGUAUCCAUUAAAUUAUGUUUGUAAUAAUAGAACCUGUGAAUGAUUGUUAUUUAAUAUACAAAAUGAUGUUUAGUUAACGUAAAUCCCUGUUCUUGUAAUUUUGUGGAAAAUUAUGUAUGGAUCUGUCGACCUUUGGACCAUUCUGCACUAUCAUGAACAACAUUGCAUUUAGAGUGUCAAUUACUGUGGUGUUUAUCUCAAUCGUUUCGUAUUACUUUAUAAUGAAUAAAAAUAAAUCAGUUGCAGUGUCAAUGGCUAACAAUGGUAUACUAUUUGUAUCUAACGCUGCCAAAGCCCACAAGUACUGCUCAAAAGUGUCAAAGUUUGUGAAAAAUGUUUUGUACAUAAAGUUCCAUAGUGGUCCAGACAGCUCAUUGCCCAUUAUUAAUAAACAGAUAGUAAAUCUUUACACUAAAGCAUCAACACAAUGUGGCAACUUGGAUGUAAGACUGAUGCUAAAGCCAGUAGAUCCUGUAGAGAAAAUAAAAACAAAUAAAUCUUUACAACUGAUCAUGUAUGAUAGGGAACUAUCCAAGGAUGUUAUUGUCAACUUACUUGAAAAGGUUCCACCAGAGACUCAAGUACAAAGUAUAGAUAUUGAUGAGAAUUUUUUUUCAAAUGAGCUUGGUCACAAUGAAGUUGAGAUGGUGAAGACUUAUGAAUAUGUAGCUUUAGGUGGUACAUUCGACAGACUGCACAAUGGACAUAAAAUCCUCCUAUCGCAAGCUGCUUUGAGAGCAACCAAGCAUGUCACAGUUGGAGUAACUGAUGUAAAUAUGAUUCAGUCAAAAACAUUAUGGGAGUUAAUAGAGCCUAUAGAAAAAAGAAUGGAAGCAGUGUUAGACUUUCUAAGAGAUAUUAACCCCGAUCUUGAGUAUAAUGUGUGCCCUAUUCAAGAUGUCUAUGGACCAACAAAGGAUGAUCCCAGAUUUCAGUUAAUAGUAGUAAGCGAGGAAACAAAACGCGGUGCCAUAAAAAUAAAUGAAAAACGCCAAACAAAUGGACUUCAACCAUUAGAUGUUUACACAAUAGGGAUUGCAGAGGAUUUGGACCAACAGUCCAAUGAAGAGGAAACCAAAGUUAGCUCUAGUAAUUUUCGGAUGCGAUUACUAGGGACACUGCUAAAGGAGCCUAAGCCCAAUCCAAACAUUCCUGAUUGGCCUUAUGUCAUCGGAUUGGCUGGGGGUAUUGCUAGUGGAAAAAGUAAUAUCACCAAUAAAUUAAAAUUAAAGGGAGCAGCGGUGGUGAACUGUGAUAUAAUCGCCCAUGAGCUGUACAAGCCGGGCUUGCCUCUGAACCGCACCAUCUCGGAGGAGUUCGGCAAUGACGUCAUUACCGAACACGGUGAAGUGGACAGGAGGAAACUUGGUGGUAUCGUCUUUAGUGAUAAGGAAAAGCUAGAGAAACUCAACCAAAUAGUUUGGCCGGCGGUCAUCGAAGAGGCGCAGAGACGUAUUAAAGCUCUCGGCUCGCAGGGCUAUAAGGUGGUAGUGAUGGAAGCGGCUGUGAUGGUGCGAGCUAAGUGGUAUACCUACUGCCACCAGCUCUGGGCUGUGAUUGUACCGCCUGCUGAAGCAGUUAAAAGACUGCAAGAACGCAACAACCUAUCGGAAGAGGAAGCCAAGCAGAGGGUUGACGCCCAACCCUCGAAUUUAGAACAAGUGGCCCAAGCCAAUAUCGUCUUCAGCCCCUACUGGAGUUACGAGUAUACACAAGUGCAGAUAGACCGAGCGUGGGAACAGUUGCAGAAGUAUUUAGCGUCUAGGAAAUGAUUGCCAGUUUUGAAGUGUGGAGCCUCAAUAGCUCAACGGUUAUAGGAGCGGACUGAUAUCAGAAAGGUUGGCGGUUCAAACCCCACCCGUAGCUAUUGUACCUACUCCUGGCACAAGCUUUACGCUUAGUUUGAGGGGAAAGGGGAAUAUUAAUCAUUAUUAAAAUGGCUAAUAUUCUUUAAAAAAAAAGACCGUUUUGGAAUGAUUCCAUAUUCAAAGUUACCAAUUAUAAGUCGCAUCGUCAAAAUUCAUUUGCGCAGAAAAGCGUAACCUAAGAGCGGUCAGGGCGUUUAUGCACUUAUUCGUGUUAAAUUCGUUUUCGUAAAAGUACGAUUUAAAAUAACCGCCCGCGUAUAUCCAUAUACAAAGUUAUCACUUCUCGUAUUGGCAAAAUUCGUUUGCGCAGGAAAGCGUACCCAAGAGCGGUUAGGUCUUUGUGGACGUCAUUCGUUUUCUUAAAAAGACGAUUCAAAGUGACCGCCCGCUUAUUUUUUGUAUGGCGGUCACUUUGAAUCGUAUUUUUACGAUAACGAAUACGAAUGAGUUCUCAAACGCCCUUGCGCACUGCAUCCGAUCCGAAUCCGUGAAAAUACGUUCUGAAGUAGCCAUAGAACUAUUUGUAUGGUACUUGUAGUUUAUACCUACAUCCGACUUCUGUCAUUCAAUUUCAAAGCGCCUCCUUUGAGUUUCCCCCAUUUUGUUUUCAUAAUACCAAUUUGAACUGUAAAUCAAAGUAAAUAAAGUUGAGUUUCAAUUGUUAUACAAAUGGAACAUUGUGCCUUGGCUCCGCAUUUCUCUGUAGGUGAGCGUUGCGCCUAUGACUCUUUUUACUAAGGUAAACCAAUGAUAAUAUAUUCUUAAUUAUAUCCUUAUGUCCGAAGUCCUUGUUAUAUUUUUCAUGUAUGUAUAUUUUAUACGAAGUACAUAUAGUUCGCGACAGGUCGACAUGGCAAUCGAGGUGAGGACGCCCCGCACAACUCCGCGUUAACGCGGUGCGGGAUAGCGCGGAUGACGUACGGGUGUGCGAUUGCCAUCUCGAACUGUCGCGUACCUACUAUACCUACCUAAAUCAACUAUGUUAUUGCUUUUUUUUAUUUUUGAGAGAGUUUUGCCUUGUAAACUUUAUUGCAUUUUUGGGUGAUAUUAAGAUUAAUGAUAGACUUUAAGUCAUAUUAAACAGUGAUCUAAGUAUUGUUAAAUGAAAAAUAAAUAAUAUACUGUUAAAUCGAAAA